GGGGCCGACGGCCUUGCGAAGGUUCCAGAGGCGCCGCGUGCAGGGAGCGGGUGUGCGCGGAGGUUGCGGCUUGUGCGGUUCGGCCUCAGCUCUGGGUGCGGCGUUUCCGGCCUCCCCUGCGCGGUUGUAGCUUGGGCCUUACGGACCCAGCCGGAAUGGCUUCAGCUGCGGAAGAGCUACAGAAAGAUCUAGAAGAGGUGAAGGUGCUGCUGGAAAAGGCCACUAGAAAAAGAAUACAUGAUGCCCUUACAGCUGAAAAAUCCAAGAUUGAGACAGAAAUCAAGAACAAGAUGCAACAGAAAUCACAGAGGAAAGCAGAACCUCUUGACAAUGAAAAGCCAGCUGCUGUGGUCGCCCCCAUUACAACGGGAUAUACAGUGAAAAUCAGUAAUUACGGAUGGGAUCAGUCAGAGAAGUUUGUGAAAAUCUAUGUCUCUCUGACUGGAGUUCAUCAAGUCCCUGCUGAGAAUGUGCAGGUGCAUUUCACAGAGAGGUCAUUUGAUCUUUUGGUAAAGAAUCUAAAUGGGAAGAGUUAUUCCAUGAUUGUGAACAAUCUCUUGAAACCCAUCUCUGUGGAAGGCAGUUCAAAAAAAGUCAAGACAGAUACAGUUCUUAUCUUAUGUAGAAAGAAAGUGGAAAACACACGGUGGGACUACCUGACUCAGGUUGAGAAGGAAUGCAAAGAGAAAGAAAAACCCUCCUAUGACAAUGAAACAGACCCUAGUGAGGGAUUGAUGAAUGUUCUAAAGAAAAUUUAUGAAGAUGGAGAUGAUGAUAUGAAGCGAACCAUUAAUAAAGCCUGGGUGGAAUCAAGAGAGAAGCAAGCCAAAGGAGACACAGAAUUUUGAGACUUUAAAGUCCAUUUGGUAACUGUGAUGUGGAAAUAUUAUGUUUUCAAUAAAGAAAUUUGGUGAGUUGCACAGAUACAUCUGACAGAUAACCAUUUACACAGCCUCCUAAGUAAAGGCAGUAAAUUCUCCAUUUCAUUCUGUCUGGAGGAUUUAUUUAAAUAAAAUACACUUAUUAAACACUUCCUCCAAAGAUGGUUUCCUUAGUAACCUGGUCAUUUUGUUCAAGAAAGAUUAAUAAUGCAUUUCUGUGUGAAAUGUAAAAAAGCAAGUCUUGACUAAUGCAAAUGCCAUUGUUCAAUGUAGAGAUAGAAAAGUUAUUGUUUGCUUUUAAGUUCCUGACAUCAGCUCCCUCCAGUGUAAGAAUUAUUAAAAAUAAAACCUGAAUUUUUGCAUAAAA
Manis pentadactyla (Chinese pangolin) is the source of this 1248-nucleotide messenger RNA. It is a transcript of the gene CACYBP, whose product is annotated as calcyclin binding protein. Gene Ontology annotation, biological process: heart development. NCBI's taxonomy places the organism in Eukaryota, Metazoa, Chordata, Mammalia, Pholidota, Manidae. The transcript has 6 exons. Gene Ontology annotation, molecular function: tubulin binding; ubiquitin protein ligase binding; S100 protein binding. The coding region runs from base 156 to 848 and encodes 230 amino acids. Gene Ontology annotation, cellular component: nucleus. The record is from RefSeq and is a predicted model, not a curated record.